UCCCCUUGUGCCUGACCGAGCAGCGCCCCUUCGCCAGCGUCAUGAACAGGUCCUCCUUCCUCGCUCUCCUCGUGAUGACGACCCUCCUGCUGGCGUCUUCUCCCGCCGAAGCGCGCGCCGCCGUCCUCUGGAGGGCCGAGAGGUCGCCUCAGGGGUCAUCUGCGGCUGCGGCGGUGGCGGCUGCGGGCUUGGGAGGAUCGUCCUCCUCGGCGGCAGCGUCUUCAUCAUCCUCCGGAGGGCAUGGAGGAUCCUCGUCGUCGGCUGCGGCUGCGUCGUCUUCGUCGGGUUAAAGGGCGUCAAGGAGGAGGAGUCGCUAAGGCAGUUGAAGAAGGAAAAGAAGCUGGAGGACGAGGAGUUCACUGAGCAACAGCUUGAUAAACAAGAUCUAGUGAAACCAACAAUGAUAACAACAAGAGAGAUGAAAAGACAAAUCCAAAAGUCUUGUAUGUAUUCCAUUUCGUUUUCAAUAAAUUAGCCACCAUGA
Penaeus indicus is the source of this 484-nucleotide messenger RNA. RefSeq lists its product as uncharacterized. NCBI's taxonomy places the organism in Eukaryota, Metazoa, Arthropoda, Malacostraca, Decapoda, Penaeidae. The record is from RefSeq and is a predicted model, not a curated record. The transcript is spliced from 2 exons. The coding region runs from base 42 to 290 and encodes 82 amino acids.